Messenger RNA from Folsomia candida, 4214 nucleotides. RefSeq lists its product as uncharacterized. The record is from RefSeq and is a predicted model, not a curated record. Gene Ontology annotation, molecular function: protein binding. The transcript has 9 exons. The coding region runs from base 184 to 2508 and encodes 774 amino acids. NCBI's taxonomy places the organism in Eukaryota, Metazoa, Arthropoda, Collembola, Entomobryomorpha, Isotomidae.
UUUAUUUUGGCCUAGCAGAACAUUGACAGUGCACAAUCACGUCAGUUUUUGCCAGCUGGAAGUGAAGAGGAGUCGCUGGUCUAUAAUAAAAUACAUAUUUCAAUAUUUUCUUGGAAAGGAUUAAUUACUUGCAGAAAUCUAUGCACAUUUGUGAAGGAAUUUGGAAAAUCUGGACAAUAAGAAAUGGCAAAAGUUGUCAUUGCCGCGCUGGACUCGAGUAUAGUUGUCAAUUUGCUUUGCAAGGAUGGCAAAGUUUGUGAAAAAGUGGACGAAUUGGCGACAAUGAUGAAUAUCAACCCGUUAGAGUGGGAGGCAAUGCAGAAACUGAGGUCGGGAAUUCCAGGCGUUGCACCUACCCCGGAUGACGACGCGUGGGUCCUGUUCCUAACUCUGGUGGACCUUUGGGUUGAGCAGGAAGGAAAAUUGGCAAAUGUGCGAAACCUCGUCGGAAUUUUGAAUAGCAUAGGAUGUUAUGAGUGUGCAGACAAAAUACCAAUACAAUUCAACCCAGAGAUGACUUUUAUCACUAAGAAAUCGCUUCCAGAAUUUCUACAUUUUCUAAACCAGCAGCCAAGAACCGGGCUCGUUUGGGUGUUCCCGCUAAACAAGGAUAUUCAAAAUAUUACCCGAUCCGAAGAGCGGGAAACCAUUUUGGUCGCUUUGAACGAAAUAAUGGCCCUAGAAGCGAAAAAUUUAAUCAUUUCUGGGCAUAGAGGAAGCGGAAAAGAGGAACUCUUGAUGUCUGCAUUAGAUCACAAGUGGCAGCUGGGUCGCAAUUCGCCCCACAUCUUUUGGGUUAAGGCGGAAAACGCUCAUAACGUUUGGACUUUCAUCGUUGAAGUUGCCAAAUACCUUAAGAUCCCGCUCGUAUCCGGAUUCCACUCCCAGGUCACCUUAACGCUGGUCCAAAUCGUAGCUGAAAUUGAGAAACACUUGCUCCUUCGAUACAACUAUGUCGAGCCCAGUAUCCAAACGCUUAUAAUCUUCUCCGGAGUGGAGACCCUGUUUCCAGAGCUGGUUGAAGUACUGGAAGCCCUGCAAACGCUGAAUGUCGUGAGCACCGUGAUCUGCGUGGAAGACGGCAGCAUUUUUGACGGGAUAAAAAAUUUUAAGGGAAGCAAGAGGUACCACGUCCCGCCAGCGGGAAACCAAGAAGCGGUAGAAUUUCUGCGGAGUUUGCGAGCAAGUAAUAACGCCAAGGAUUUCGAGCUAUGUGAACUGCUUGAAUUCAAUUUUAGUGCGCUGCAAUUUGCCGCGGAUUUCAUGAAGGCAAGGGAAAUUACAGUGGAACAAUACAUUGCGCAAUUCCGGGAUAAAAUUAAAGGAAAAGAAGGUGGUUUUGAUGAAGUCAUAUUUCCCGCACAAGUAAACUUAUUAAUGGACGGGGUAACGCCUGAUGAGAAAAUGCUUAUCGAAAUUUUAUCCUUUAUCGAGCACAACGUACGCGUAAGGAGAGACGAUCUCAAGAGAUUUUACAACCUUGGAAAUCCCGCCGGUCAAAAUUUCGAAGAAACGCUAUCAACUUUAAUGAACUUAGGAAUUUUACGGAUUGAAAUUGGUGUCGAUGAGGGUUGGCUGUACCCGAAGAACAUUUCCACUAUUGCGAAAUGCGUCAGAACUAAUUCAGAUGGCGCUGUGGUCUCGCAAAUCCUGAAAAACAUGAACUUGUCCGACUUCAAGGAGAGGAAUCCUGUCGUGAAGAUAUUGGUUUUAUGGUAUCACGCGGUCGAGCGCUUAUCAAAGGAUGAAGUUAACGUAUUGUCCCCAAUUUCCGAGCAGAUAUCCGACCACUUGAUCGCUCUCAGGGAAUUCACUUUCGACUGUUUCGUAUUUUCGAGGGAGAACGUGCACAAAAUGGGGGACAAGUUGGGGCCGGAUCAUCUUCAGGUUACCGCCCUGGAACACAAUUUGGCCUGCGCGAUACGUUAUUGGGGCAAAUGGGAAGAAUCUGUAGAUCUCUUUAGAAAAGUGUACGACAAAUUCUUGACUAUCGAGGGGAGUCCGCAUGGGCCAUAUUGCAUCAUAACGAUGAGAAACUUAGCUGAUACACUCAGCCAUUUGAAGAAAUAUGACGAGGCCGCGGAUUGGCGGAGUUUACAAGUGGAUCUUCUUUCCGAUGAGGGUGAGAUUCUAGCGGCUAAAGGGAGGUUAGCGGAGGAAUUAAUUCUUGGUGGGAAAAUUCAAGAGGGGAAAGAAGUUGGUGAGGAUGCCUUGAUAAAUUGGAGUGGAGAGAAAACAGUGGAAUUUUUUGGGGUUAAAUUUGCAGUCGGGAGAGGACUUCGGAAAGCGGGAAAGCCAACGGAUGCAAUUCUUCUUUUGGAGGAGGGACUGAAAUCUGUACUAGAACUGGUGGAAAGGAACCCUGAAAUGAGGAUCGCGAAUGUGAUAGACGGCAUGAGAAUGGAGUUGGUCUAUUCGAAAGCUAUGGUGGGUGGGGUCCGAGGAAUGGCGGGACUGCUUAAGGCACAAGACGAAGUAUUUUUGGGCCCCUUGGGGUGGAAAAUGUAGAUUUGAUUGUUUAAUUUAUUGGAAGGCGAGAUAAAGUGAAAUGGUGCCAAACGUAAAGCUUACCCCAGGUGUAAAUGAAGCUAAGGUAUUUGAAAAUGUCACUUGUAGGUAUGCAAAUACGUAAUAAGUCAACUGUUGACAUUUCAUAUGCUAUGUAAUUGAAUUAACUUGGUCAGACUAAUUUUGUAUGAGACUCUCAUCCAAAAUUCAGAUCAAAUUCAUAAAAGAUACUAUUGAUUUGACAAUAAUUGAAUGAAGGAAAUACGUAAACGUCUUGAUAUAUUCGCACGACUAGAAAAUAUGGUGAAUUGCAGAAAAUUUGUCGAAAACAUAAUUUUGAUUACAAUAAAUAAAUAUGUAUGUACAUACAUAUGUAUGAACCUUAUUGACUAUUAAUAUCUUAUACUUAAUUGUUUGUUGGUAACAAAUUAUAAAUAAACACAAAAACAAAAAGGGUGUCAAACUGCAUCGUAAAUUUAGCAAAUUUAUAUUCACAAGAUUUAGUUUCCCAUAUUUGGAUAUGUAUGUAUAUGUAAAUUGUUAAGAGAUUGACUAGUUUUUAUAAGAAAUAAUUAAUUACGAAUCGGUUGCGAAGAGAUUUAUAAAAGAGCAUAAAGAUUGAGACGAAAUUAUUGUGCAUGCCAUGAACAUUCUUGACCAUUAAAACCCAUAUGCAUCAUUGUCAUCAUGGGAACUGCUGAGCAUUUAUGAAAACCCACAUAACAUCAGGUUCACUAUUGCACAAACCUACACUAUUACGUGGACCAAUGGUUAUCCUCGUUUGUUAUUUACUUGUCGCAAUAAAUUAUUUUACACUUCUGACAACGAUGUGCGAAUCCAUUCCUUAACCCUGAAUGAGUGCAAUAACGACUAUAUUAACGACAGUAUAGAUUACAAUAUCUUCUCGUUUGACAAUACAUAAAGACACACAUUUUCUGUGUGAGAAUCCAGUACAAAAGUCUGGCUUGUCAAACUUAAACUCAUCUCAUACUAAACAAAAUUUGUAUCGGUCACGCAUGUGAAUAAAGUAAGUUUUAAUUUUGAUGAGUAAAAAGACGAUUGAAGUACACUCUAAGAAAUUGGGUGACAGGCGUUAUCACCAUGCGAGUGGAGAUAGCAAGGAUCACCGUAAUGGUGAUAAACCUAUCACCGAAAUUUGUCACCAUUGGUAGUGACAACCGCUACCACCGUACGAUGGUAGUAGUCUCUCUGCACGUGGCUCAGAGUACGUGGCGGAGGAAACAAAUAAUACCGUCCCCAAAUAUUGGUGCAUUUAUUGACACGUUGGAGAAAAAUUCGGACGUGGAGACCUCGAUUCGCCUGGAUGACGAUGACGGGACAAAAAUUAACGAAGUAAUGUUUCCAUAAAAUUUAGUUGCUUUUUUGCAGCUGUAAAUACACAUGUAUGUACAUCAUUAAUUAAUGUAUAUUUUUUUUAAUUGGUCCGCCAACUGUAAUCGAUCCGAGGUCACCGGUUGUACUUCAAAAAUAUCGUCGAUAGUACAACAGCAUAUGUACUUGCAAAUGCAAAAAUUGGGACAAAGCUCUUCCAACUGAAAGUGUCCUACAUGUCGUUACUGGAAAUUUCGCAACUUUAAUUGCUGGUGCCACAAUGGUGAGAGGUUUUACAUACAUAUAUAUUUAUACAUAAGUAUUAAUUAUCUGUUUAAAUACUUGAAUAAACUAAUAAAUUAUGAAAAAUGUGA